AUGAAUUCCAAAGAUAAACGGAAAAUUAGCGAUCACGUUGAUAGUGACUGUGCAAAACGAGGAGUGUGGCUUGUGAAGGUGCCCAGAUAUUUAUCUGAAAUGUGGGAGAAGAAUAUCGGCCAUAAUGUUGGACGAUUGGUAAUCAAGGCGGCAAAUGGAAAAACUGAUUUGAUAUUUAAAAGCAAUACAAAUUUGCUUGAAAUGAAUUCAUCAGUUCACGAUAAAGCAGCCUCAUCAUCGGACUCAUUUUUGAGCUCAGCAUCACGCAGUAAUCGAAUUGGUCCCGCAAAAAAUAAAACAAACUUCACAAUACCAAAUGAACACAGUUUUGUUAUUGGCGAUGUUAGGAAUCAAUCGCUAGCUGUGCUAUGUGAAGAUAAAAGUGGUUUGAAUGAAGAUGCUGACAUAUGUUCCGGCCGCUUAAGCAUAGAAGGGCGAGUUGUAAAAAGAGCGGAUUGCAGGCCUCAUCAAACAGCUGAUUAUAUGCGAAUGAAAAUAAAACAAAUAGAGAAGAGCUGUCAGCCAAAACGACAUGUGAAACAAAUGGAAAAAGCUGAAGUGAAAUUCAAGCCUAUUUCUGUUCAUGCGGAAAUGUUAGCCAGAGAGAAGCUGAAGAAGGAAGGGGCGAAGACAGUCCGUGCUGACAAAGAUAUUGUCCGACAAGCAAUAUUCCAUGCUUUUGAAAAACAUCAGUACUAUCGAUUAAUAGAUUUGCAGAAACUUACCAAUCAGCCUCCGGGAUUUGUUAAAGAAAUAUUAACGGAAAUCGCUACGUACAACACAAUGCCACCACACAAAUCGAUGUGGGAGUUAAAACCAGAAUAUCGAAAUUAUCGUAAAGAUAAAAAAGAAACUGAAUAA
Molecule: messenger RNA, 861 nt
Organism: Acanthocheilonema viteae
Lineage: Eukaryota; Metazoa; Nematoda; Chromadorea; Rhabditida; Onchocercidae
Source: the annotation of a GenBank genome assembly